CAUAUGGGUUUGAAAGGCAAGUUGGUUGUUUCAAUGGAGGUGAAAUGUGGAGGACACUUAUUCCAUGAUCUUUGUCAAACCAAACCUCAUCAUCUAUCAAACAUAAGCCCCAAUAACGUCACAGGUUUUGAUCUUCAUGAAGGUGAAAUUGGAGAGGUUGGUUCUGUAGUUACCUGGAAAUAUAAGGAGGAUGGAAAUGCGAAGAUUGCUAAGUGUGUCGUCAUUGAAGUUAUUGAUGAUGAAAAGAAAUCAAGCACAUGGAAAUUGAUAGGAGGAGACCUCCUGGAAGCGUAUAACGCUUUCAUUGUUAACAUAUCCUGCUAUCAGCACUAUAUUACAUGGACACUUGAGUACGAGAAGAAGACUGAAGACACUCCAGAGCCUAUAACUUUCUUGGGAUAUGUCACGGGUCUGAUCAAGGAUGUAGAGGAUCAUCAUGUCAAGAAAUAGAAGAACCCAUGCCAUUUGAUAUGGUUGAUCAUAUAUAAUAUGUGUGUGUGUUUGUGUCAUGAGCAUUGGACAAUAUUGGCUCGUACCUGAAUGUGAA
Molecule: messenger RNA, 547 nt
Organism: Nicotiana tabacum (common tobacco)
Lineage: Eukaryota; Viridiplantae; Streptophyta; Magnoliopsida; Solanales; Solanaceae
Product: kirola-like
Biological process (GO): defense response
Source: RefSeq, a predicted model, not a curated record